CUCGAAAUGACUCUAAACACUGGAAAUAUCAAUUUUAAAUGGGAUCCGAAGAGCUUAGAAAUACGUACCCUUGCAGUGGAGCGACUGCUUGAGCCUCUUGUUACGCAGGUAACAACCUUGGUAAACACCAGCAACAAGGGGCCUUCAAACAAAAAGAAAGGUCGUUCUAAGAAAGCUCAUGUAUUGGCUGCCUCAGUUGAACAGGCAACUCAAAACUUCUUGGAAAAAGGAGACAAGAUAGCCAAGGAUAGUCAGUUUCUCAAACAGGAACUCAUAGAUGCUGUUGAAGAUGUCCGCAAGCAAGGGGAAGUAAUGAGAAGUUCUUCUGGAGAAUUUGCUGAUGAUCCAUGCUCCUCGGUCAAGCGUGGCAAUAUGGUGCGAGCAGCACGUGCCUUGUUGUCGGCUGUUACAAGGUUACUUAUUCUGGCUGAUAUGGCAGAUGUAUACAAGCUGCUUGUUCAACUGAAAGUGGUUGAAGAAGGUAUUGUAAAACUAAGAAAUGCUGGAACAGAGCAAGAAUUGGGAAUACAGUAUAAAGCAUUAAAAGCUGAAGUGGAGAAGUUAAAUUUAAUGACUGCAAAACGCCAACAGGAGUUGAAAGAUAUUGGCCACCGGGAUCAGAUGGCUGCAGCUCGUGGAAUUCUGCAAAAAAAUAUUCCGAUCCUUUACACUGCUUCCCAGGCUUGUCUGCAGCAUCCUGAUGUAGCAGCCUACAAAGCAAACAGAGACUUGAUCUACAAACAGCUCCAACAAGCAGUCACUGGCAUCUCAAAUGCAGCUCAGGCCACAUCAUCUGAAGAAAUUACUUCACAGAAUGGAGGAGGAGAGCUUGCUAUUGCGCUAAACAAUUUUGAUAAACAAAUCAUUGUAGAUCCUCUUGGCUUUAGUGAAGAAAGAUUCAGACCCUCUCUGGAAGAACGAUUGGAGAGUAUUAUCAGUGGUGCUGCUUUGAUGGCUGACUCUUCCUGCACUCGUGAUGAUCGUCGAGAAAGAAUUGUAGCAGAGUGUAAUUCAGUUCGACAGGCUUUACAGGACCUUCUCUCCGAGUACAUGGGAAAUACUGGACGAAAAGAAAGAAGCGAUGCACUUAAUUCUGCAAUUGACAGAAUGACCCGAAAAACGAGAGACCUCCGCAGACAGCUCCGCAAAGCUGUCAUGGAUCAUGUCUCUGAUUCCUUCCUGGAGACCAAUGUUCCACUUCUUGUUCUGAUUGAAGCAGCAAAGAAUGGAAAUGAGAAAGAAGUUAAAGAGUAUGCCCAGGUGUUCCGGGAACAUGCAAACAAGCUUAUUGAGGUGGCCAAUUUGGCAUGCUCAAUAUCCAAUAAUGAGGAAGGUGUGAAACUUGUCCGCAUAUCGGCAAGCCAGCUGGAAGCCCUAUGCCCUCAGGUUAUCAAUGCUGCUUUGGCACUUGCAGCCAAACCACAUAGUAAAGUGGCACAAGAAACAAUGGACCUGUUUAAAGAUCAGUGGGAAAGACAAGUUCGUAUUUUGACUGAUGCUGUUGACGAUAUUACUUCAAUCGAUGAUUUCUUGGCUGUUUCAGAAAACCAUAUUUUGGAGGAUGUUAAUAAAUGUGUAAUAGCACUUCAGGAAAAAGAUGUUGAUGGAUUGGACCGUACAGCUGGCGCAAUCCGUGGUCGUGCAGCUAGAGUUAUACACGUUGUCACUUCAGAAAUGGAUAACUAUGAACCAGGAGUUUACACAGAAAAAGUUCUGGAAGCCACAAAACUUUUGUCAAACACUGUUAUGCCACGAUUCACGGAGCAAGUUGAAGCAGCAGUGGAAGCUCUUAGUGGAGAUCCCCACCAACAGAUGGAUGAAAAUGAGUUUAUUGAUGCAUCUAGACUGGUUUAUGAUGGUAUUCGUGAUAUUCGCAAGGCCGUACUGAUGAUACGGACACCAGAAGAGUUGGAUGACUCUGAUUUUGAGACAGAAGACUUUGAUGUGAGAAGUCGAACAAGCGUUCAGACUGAAGAUGACCAGCUAAUUGCUGGGCAGAGUGCAAGAGCAAUCAUGGCUCAACUUCCACAAGAACAAAAAGCUAAAAUUGCAGAACAGGUUGCUAGCUUUCAAGAAGAAAAGAGUAAACUGGAUGCUGAAGUAUCAAAAUGGGAUGACAGUGGAAAUGAUAUCAUUGUUCUGGCUAAGCAGAUGUGCAUGAUAAUGAUGGAGAUGACAGACUUUACUAGAGGAAAAGGACCACUUAAAAAUACAUCCGAUGUGAUUAGCGCGGCUAAGAAGAUUGCAGAAGCUGGAUCACGAAUGGACAAAUUAGGACGUACUAUAGCUGACCAUUGUCCAGAUUCUACCUGUAAACAAGAUCUUUUGGCAUACCUCCAGCGCAUUGCUCUUUACUGCCACCAGCUUAAUAUUUGUAGCAAGGUCAAGGCUGAAGUUCAGAAUCUUGGAGGAGAGCUGGUAGUCUCGGGAGUUGACAGUGCCAUGUCUCUGAUUCAAGCUGCCAAGAAUUUGAUGAAUGCUGUGGUUCAAACAGUUAAGGCAUCUUAUGUGGCCUCUACAAAGUACCAGAAAUCACAGGGAAUGGCAUCUUUAAAUCUUCCAGCUGUCUCAUGGAAGAUGAAAGCUCCAGAGAAGAAGCCUCUUGUAAAAAGAGAAAAGCAGGAUGAGACACAGACCAAAAUAAAACGUGCAUCUCAGAAGAAACAUGUUAACCCUGUGCAAGCACUUAGUGAAUUUAAAGUUAUGGAGAGCAUAUAAACAAAUAUACCUUAUUUGAACAUAUAUUUACUUAUG
Molecule: messenger RNA, 2754 nt
Organism: Nanorana parkeri
Lineage: Eukaryota; Metazoa; Chordata; Amphibia; Anura; Dicroglossidae
Gene: CTNNA1
Product: catenin alpha 1
Exons: 18
Coding region: 7-2718 (903 amino acids)
Biological process (GO): cell migration; cell-cell adhesion
Cellular component (GO): adherens junction; catenin complex; actin cytoskeleton
Molecular function (GO): structural molecule activity; beta-catenin binding; actin filament binding
Source: RefSeq, a predicted model, not a curated record